AUGUGCAUAAAUUUGGAGACAACGAACAAUAUUAAACCUAACCACAUUGACGAGAAGUCUGUCUCCUUUAAUCGUACAAAGUUAGCAAUUUCUAAACAAAGCGAAACCGAACAUCAAAAUAAUAAUAACCGCUCAUUUAACGAUCUUCAAGUUGCCGAGUUUAAUGACACCUACGCUUCUCUUCAGACAGAACCAAAUUUAGUGCCCGCACCAGAUAUUAGCGGUACCAAUGUUUCUUUUAUGGCAGAGAAUAAUCGAGAAAUUAGUUGUAACAAUGCCGAGUGUCACAUACCUGUUAUUGACAAUCAAUGUGCUGCUUUAUUGCGAAGUCCAACUGAAUGUCCUCAACCGAGCGAAAAUGAUAGCUUAUCACAUAAAGGGCCUAAAUCAACCAAGCAUACAACAACAUACACUAAAUCGAAGUUACUUAAUCCAGAAGGAAUCACGCAUUACGUCGGCAAGCGAAGUAAACACUACGAUAAACACCAUAAACUAAGUUAUUCUGAUUGGACAAGUCGACUCCCUUUGAUUGAGCAGUUUCCUAAACAGCUAAACCAACAUGAUGAAAUAAAAGGCAAAGCGAACAAACAAGGAAAAACUCAUUUUAAGAAAUUACAGAAUGGACUCACGAAACCCCCACGAUCGCAAAAGGGUAUUCAUUCCCUUCUGAUGCGUACACCUGUUACUCCCCCAAGAGGCGUAGCACAUCAAAAUUUUCGGAUACGGCGUUCGUACCACCGUGCUCCGGAUUGGUACAGACAUUUGGAUCUGGUCAGCCGGAUAACCAGAAUGUAACAUUGCCGUCCUAUACUAUAUUAGACCAUGGGCCAGGCAUGGACUGGAUGAACCACCUAGCUUUGCGUAUGGAAAUUCCGGUUAGAAUUACUCGCCGCGAAAAUUUGAGAAACAAUAAAACAGUCCAUGCGUAUAAUAAUUAAAUCCCACUACAGGCUAGUGAGAACCACACUAGCAGAAAUACGUGUAGUACCCCAUUAACCCCAAACGAUCAGAUAUCAGUUCCCUCUAGUCUCAACAUUGUUCAUUUAAACAUUCGCUCGUUAAGAAAUAUCGUUCACCUUACUGAGGUCAAAGAACUAGUAAAGUUAAAUAAUAUCGAUGUCCUCACAAUUUCCGAAUCAUGGUUAAAUUCCUCAGUGGCGAACCGUGAGAUAGCAAUCGACGAUUAUAAGAUCCAUAGACUUGACCGGUUACACAAGAAAGGUGGAGGUGUCUGUGCUUAUAUCAAGAAGAAUAUUAAAGCAACUGUCUUAAAAGAUUUAUCGAAGGUGUCAGUCUCUAACUUUCAUCAACUAUGGAUAAAUCUACAAUGCCAAAAAAACAAAUCAAUAAUAAUUUAUGUAACCUACCGACCACCUGACACUUUUCUAAAUUGUUUCGAAGAUUUACUUAAGCCAAAUUAUGUUCAGGCUUUAACUUUGAAUAAACAGAUUUUAGUGCUCGGUGACUUAAAUUGUAACAUGCUAGAAAACGGCCAAGAGCGGAGAGCGCUAACAAAUUUUUCUACAGAAUUAAAUCUCACACAGAUUAUUAAAACUUCAACUAGAAUCACGGCGACGUCCCAAACGCUUAUUGAUGUUAUUCUAGUCUCAUCCACAGCGCUUGUUCUUGAGAGUGGUGUUAUUAACACUUCUAUCAGUGACCACCUACCAGUGUACGUCCUACUAAAGUUAAAGGCCCCAAAGAUGCCAGCAUGUUACAUUACAACUAGGAGUUAUAAAAACUAUAAUCCCUCACUAUUUUCUUCUGACCUUGUCACUAAAUCGGAUCGUCUGUUAUCCAUAUUAUCCAACACCAACGUCAAUACAAUACUCGAAACCUUCAAAGAUGUUCUUCACUCAACUCUCGACGUGCAUGCACCGUUAAAAACCUUCAAAAUUCGAAAUUGA
Paramuricea clavata is the source of this 1907-nucleotide messenger RNA. NCBI's taxonomy places the organism in Eukaryota, Metazoa, Cnidaria, Anthozoa, Malacalcyonacea, Plexauridae. The record is from the annotation of a GenBank genome assembly.